CCAGACAGACCCCAAACAAAAACAAACAACAAAACCCCACCGAACCUCACGUAUACAAAUACAACAUCUCCAUCCCCAAUUCUCCUCGUCUCCUUCCUCGUUCGUUGCCGCCCCCUGUUUUGGUUCUCCCCUUCACCAAACCCGAAUUCCACCUGCAUUACUUGCUUCAUCGCUCCUGCAUCUUGAUCUGGGAUUAUUUGAUUUUCCCCAAACUCUGAUCCGCAUCCUUCGUCAAGCAUGCCUUCCCGAGUCACAGCAGGUACCGCCAUCGUGCUCAUGGGCGUCUCCGGCGCUGGGAAAAGCACCAUUGGGGAACUCCUGGCGACAGAGUUGAACUGCAGCUUUCUUGACGCCGACGAUUUCCACCCUCAUUCCAACAAAGAGAAAAUGAGGCAGGGCAUUCCCCUGACGCACGAAGACAGGAUCCCCUGGCUCAAUCUCCUGAGGGACAAACUCCGGCACCACCUCAUCUCCGGUAACACCGUCGUCCUCGGCUGCUCUUCCCUCCAGAAGUCCUACAGAGACAUCCUCCGCUCCGCCGACCCCCACCCACCGUCGUCCACCUCCUGUUGUUGCUGCCACUUCGUGCUGCUGGACGCCACCGUCGACUUACUCACCCGCCGCCUCACCGAGAGAGCAAAACAGGGCACCCAUUUCAUGCCUCCGAAGCUGCUGCAGUCCCAGCUGGAUCUCCUCCAGAUCGACCCUUCUGAACCCAUUCUCAAAGUCGAUGCUUCCCUCCCUCCUCCCGCCAUUGUCUCCACCAUCAUCUCCGCCUUCUUGAUUUCUAGCCCCGGCCACAGACAGCCAUCGUGCCGGCCCGAUUUCCCACAGCACACCACCAGCACCGCCGCCACCAUUCAAUAGCUAGCUGCAAUUUACUUGUAAUUUUUCAAUUUAAUCCCAAAUGAUUAGUGAUUAGACAUAUACAUGGUUAACUUCAUUAGCAUCAAUAAUCAAAUCUGUCUGUUUUUCUUCUUGUUUCUUUCUUCUGUAUACCGUGCAACCAAAUGUACAAAGUGGGAGUCGAGAUAGACGCGGAGAAAAAACAGAGUAAACAUCAAAUAAGGCCGGUCCAGUUCCAGUCCAAAGAGGUAGGCGCGGGACCAGGAACGGGAAGGAAAGCGCGUAUAAGAGAGAGAGAGAGAGAGAGAGAGACAGGUGAGGUGGGUUGGCUAGUUACAUACAGGCUGUUGUUAAUCACAAGAUUAGGGACACAUUCAAAACUUCCUUCCUCGAUUAGAUUACCUUCUUUAGUUUGGCUUUGGCAAGCUUCAAUAAUCAAUAUCCACCAGAAUUGGGUGAGAGGAUCAGUACGUGACUAGGCAAAUCCACAAGCUACAAGUGUCCUAACGAAGCUAUAUGAUCAGCCAAAAAAAUUUGCUUCUAUAUAGACAUACUCAAUCCUAACUUAACUUGUCAUGGAUUAUCGUCAUGGGC
Molecule: messenger RNA, 1440 nt
Organism: Linum tenue
Lineage: Eukaryota; Viridiplantae; Streptophyta; Magnoliopsida; Malpighiales; Linaceae
Source: the annotation of a GenBank genome assembly